This is a messenger RNA of Dipodomys spectabilis (banner-tailed kangaroo rat), 2359 nucleotides long. It is a transcript of the gene Meox2, whose product is annotated as mesenchyme homeobox 2. NCBI's taxonomy places the organism in Eukaryota, Metazoa, Chordata, Mammalia, Rodentia, Heteromyidae. Gene Ontology annotation, cellular component: nucleus. Bases 306 to 1217 code for a protein of 303 amino acids. Gene Ontology annotation, biological process: positive regulation of transcription by RNA polymerase II. The record is from RefSeq and is a predicted model, not a curated record. The transcript has 3 exons. Gene Ontology annotation, molecular function: RNA polymerase II cis-regulatory region sequence-specific DNA binding; DNA-binding transcription factor activity, RNA polymerase II-specific.
AGUUCUCUGGGACCACCUUCUUUUGGCUUCGGUCUCUCCUACCCUUGACAUCUGAGCAGCUUCGAGGGACGCUCCUGCGGGUCCCAGGGUUUUUAUGUAAAGGAGACUGGCCGCUAGGGCUCCAAGACCGGGAUUAGCCGAGCUUCUGCAGAAAAGCGCGCCGCUCUUACUUUGGGAGGGAGAGAGAGAAAGAGGGAGGGAGGGGGGGUCAAGUCACACGAUUUCCAGUAAAAAGUGACAGAGGGUGGUGGCGGCGUUUGGAACCAUCGAGAACUCGUCUGCUUGGACCCCGAGAUUUGCAUGCUAUGGAACACCCGCUCUUUGGCUGCCUGCGCAGCCCGCACGCCACAGCGCAAGGCUUGCACCCCUUCUCCCAGUCCUCCCUCGCCCUCCAUGGAAGAUCCGACCAUAUGUCCUACCCCGAACUCUCAACUUCUUCCUCGUCUUGCAUAAUCGCGGGAUACCCCAAUGAAGAGGGCAUGUUUGCCAGCCAGCAUCACCGGGGACACCACCACCACCACCACCACCACCACCACCAUCACCAGCAGCAGCAGCACCAGGCUCUGCAAACCAACUGGCACCUCCCGCAGAUGUCCUCCCCACCGAGCGCCGCUCGGCACAGUCUCUGUCUCCAGCCCGACUCGGGAGGGCCCCCGGAAUUGGGGAGCAGCCCGCCGGUCUUGUGUUCCAACUCAUCCAGCUUGGGUUCCAGCACUCCGACCGGCGCGGCGUGCGCACCGGGGGACUACGGCCGCCAAGCGCUGUCACCCGCGGAGGUGGAGAAGAGAAGCGGCAGCAAGAGGAAAAGCGACAGCUCGGACUCCCAGGAAGGAAAUUACAAGUCAGAAGUCAACAGCAAACCAAGGAAGGAAAGGACAGCUUUUACCAAAGAGCAAAUCAGAGAACUUGAAGCAGAAUUUGCCCAUCAUAAUUAUUUGACCCGACUGAGACGAUAUGAGAUAGCAGUGAAUUUAGAUCUCACUGAAAGACAGGUGAAAGUCUGGUUCCAGAAUAGGCGAAUGAAGUGGAAGAGGGUUAAGGGAGGGCAGCAAGGAGCUGCAGCCCGAGAAAAAGAACUGGUGAAUGUGAAAAAGGGCACACUUCUGCCGUCUGAGCUUUCCGGAAUCGGAGCGGCCACCCUUCAGCAGACAGGGGACUCUCUAGCCAAUGAAGACAGUCACGAUAGCGACCAGAGCUCAGAGCAUGCUCACUUAUGAUAUCCACAGAGAGGACCAGCUCCAUUCUCAGGAAGAAAACGUGAUGGCAUCAUCGUUUACACACAGAGAUGACUAUGAUAGUGAUGGUUAUUGAACCCGGGCAUCGCAUCCACCUGUGUUACAUGGUUGGUGGAGGGUCUUACAAUAAGUGCCUCUUAUUGAAGGUGAAGAAGGUGAACUUGCUUUCAACAUUCCAAAUCUGUUUGGUUGCAUGCCUGGCAGCGACAACGGUGUGUGUUGGCUUUUGCUUGCACUGAAAAUUAAGUUGCUACCCAGAGCAAAUUUGAGAAGACCUCUUUUUUUUUUUUUGUUUUAAAUUCAGGAUGCUUCCAGAAUGAAGAUACCAAAGACAAAAUUUUGAACAUUGAACAUUCCAAAUGCACAAGGUCAUGUAUAUGACAGUGGGCAGAUAUUUGCUUUUGCUUGCACUGAAAAUUAAAUAGCUAUCAAGUAUAGACCGUGAAGUAUUUUAUCCUGAACAGCCACAGUGCCUGAAAUCACCAAGUGGAUUUUUUUCAAAUGUAUUUUUAACUCUGUAUAUAUUACUCUUAAGUCAUUUUUCUGUCUUCACUAAUUUUAGCAAUGCAUUCAUAUUAGCUAAUGAAAAUAGGUAGCCACAUUGCCAACCAGAAACAGCUUCUUAUAUUUUUAAUACACUCUGUCAUUCAGAGACCAGCACAUGCUUACCUAUGUCCAAGUAGAAGAAGACACAUUAGAGUCUGAUAGGGCAUAUUCUUGUACCACAGACAAAACAAACCUUAUGUUGCAUAUGCUCUCAACUGCUGCUGCUACUACAUUAUAAAACUUAACCUUGCUCCUAAAUUCUUCCUAUCUUAUAGCUUGAAACUUAAUAUUAGGAUCAUAGGAAAUGCAGUUACCUUGCAGAAGGAACUUUGUAUGGCAGACAUUGUUUGAUUUUAUUUCUAUAAAUAAUGAUAGCUCUUGUGGAAGUGAUUUAACUAUCAAGGAAAACUUUAUCCUUAUUGGUAAUGAUAUUAGACAAAGUGAAAAAUGAGGCCAAUGUUUCAAGUGAAUAGAUGACAAGAUUCCAAAUAUCUCCAAAUUAAGUUCAGUAAAAAUACAUUCCUGUUCAUAUGUGAUAUGUUUGUGCACGGCAACAAUCAUUGUAUUUUGAAAAGAAG